Molecule: messenger RNA, 2527 nt
Organism: Clupea harengus (Atlantic herring)
Lineage: Eukaryota; Metazoa; Chordata; Actinopteri; Clupeiformes; Clupeidae
Biological process (GO): regulation of transcription by RNA polymerase II
Molecular function (GO): RNA polymerase II cis-regulatory region sequence-specific DNA binding; DNA-binding transcription factor activity, RNA polymerase II-specific
Source: RefSeq, a predicted model, not a curated record
CGGAAAUCCACAAGUAAAAACAUGUCAGAGUAGUCCACCGUGUGUUGCCGAUGUUGGUUACUUAUCUUCAAAUUUUGCUGUGAUAAACACUGCUUGACCUAAACACUAACCUUACAGAUCUUUAUGUGCUAACUUAUUUGAAGUACGUUUUUAGUCACGGUAUCAUGACAUCUUAGCCGUCUUCGUUAGACCCCACAGUAGCCUUAGCUCGCACAGUAUUAUAACAUAUUAGCCUUCUUCAUUAGCUCGUACUGGAAUGUAUCAGCCAUAGGCAAGUGAGAGAUGCGGAGACCGUGACUAUAAGAAGUGAAUUCCUCCGUGCGUAAUGCGAUGUGCCAGUCGCUCUCUGGAAUUUUAACAAAGAAGAAAACAGAGCUUGAAAGCCAUUGUAUAUUUUUCCUUUGUGGUGUUCCCUGACUAUAUCGGGAACUCUGGACGGGAUCAUCUCUGGUCCGUUGCUAACAUGGAUCUUGGACUGCUGUUGAGCUCUGGCUGUGAUGAGACACACCAGGUACCCCUGAGACUGAGAGUGAAAGAAGAGGACAUAAAAGAAGAGGAAUACGGACAUAUGAUUACAUGGCAAGAUGAAGAAGAAAAGCCCAUUGCAGAUCUUUACUGUAAAACGGAAUCAGACUUCACAGAGUCACUAAGCUCCACUUAUAAUGAAAUACUACAGACAACAGUGGAGGUUAACGUGAAGAAAGAAGAGGAUGAGCAAGAACACAACGAUUGUCCUCUGGAAAGAAACUCUGGACAGGAUCAUCUCUGGUCCGUUGCUAACAUGAAUCUGGGACUACCGUUGAGACCUGGCUGUGAUGAAACACACCAGGUACCCCUGAGAGUGAGAGUGAAAGAAGAGGACAUAAAAGAAGAGGAAUAUGGACAUAUGAUUACAUGGCAAGAUGAAGAAGAAAAGCCCAUUGCAGAUCUUCACUGCAAAACGGAAUCAGACUUCACAGAGUCACUAAGCUCCACUUAUAAUGAAAUACUACAGACAACAGUGGAGGUUAAAGUGAAGAAAGAGGAUGAGCAAGAACACAACGAUUGUCCUCUGGAAAGUGCAUCAGAACAUCCUGAUGGAACACAACAAAAGAUCCAUGGACAGAAUGAUGAACUCCGCCAGCAACUCAAUGGAAGGCCGUACCACUGCACAGUUUGCAGGGAGAGUUUCACGGUCCUGAGAGAACUCGAGGAACACCAGCAAACACACACUCUUAGUGUUAAUCAAAAGCAGAACACUUGUGAGAAGCUUCAUAAAUGUGCCCAGUGUGGAAAAGCAUUUACAUGUUCCUCAAAUCUUCAAAGGCAUAUACUAAUACACACUCGAAAGAAGCCUCAUAAAUGUGCCCAGUGUGGAAAAGCAUUUAGCAGUUACCCACAUCUUGAAAAGCAUAUGCUAAUACACACUGGAGUGAAGCCUCAUAAAUGUGCCCAGUGUAGAAAAUCAUUUACAUAUUCCUCAAAUCUUCAAAGGCAUAUGGUAGGACACACUGAGGAGAAGCUUCAUCAAUGUGCCCAGUGUGGAAAAGCAUUUUCCAAUUCUUCAAAUCUUAAAACACAUAUAUUAAUACACGCUGAGGAGAAGCCUCAUAAAUGUGCCCAGUGUGGAAAAGCAUUGACAUAUUCCUCAAAUCUUCAAAGGCAUAUGUUAAUACACACAGGAGAGAAGCCUCACAAAUGUGCCCAGUGUGAAAAAGCUUUUUCACGCGUUACAGGUCUUAAAAUCCACAUGCGAAUACACACUGGAGAGAAACCACAUAAAUGUGCCCAGUGUGGAAAAGCAUUUACAUGUUCCUCAAGUCUUCAAAGGCAUAUGGUAGUACACACUGGACAGAAGCUUCAUAAAUGUGCCCAGUGUGGAAAAGCAUUUUCACGCCUUUCACUUCUCAAAACACAUAUGCUAUUACACACUGGAGAGAAGCCUCAUAAUUGUCCACAUUGUGGAAAAUCAUUUUCAUGUACCUCAAAUCUUCAAAGGCAUAUGCUAAUACACACUGGACAGAAGCUUCACAAAUGUGCCCAGUGUGGAAAAGCAUUUUCAAACGUUUCAAAUCUUAAGACACAUAUGCUAAUACACACUAAGGAGAAGUCUUAUAAAUGUGCCCAGUGUGGAAAAGAAUUUUCACAGAUUUCAAAUCUUAAAACCCACAUGCGAAUACACACUGGAGAGAAGCCUCAUAAAUGUGCCCAGUGUGGAAAAGUCUUUACAACCUCCUCACAACUUAACGUCCAUAUGCUAAUACACACUAGGGAGAAGUCUUUUAAAUGUGACCAGUGUGAAAAAGCAUUUUCACUCAUUUCACAUCUUAAAAAACAUAGACUAAUACACACAGGAGUGAAGUCUCGUAAAUGUGCCCAGUGAGAAAAAGCAUUUACAUAUUCCUCAAAUCUUCAAUGGCAUGGUAAGACACUAAGGAUAAGUUCCAUAAAUGUGCCCAGUGUGGAAAAGCAUACACUAGGUCAUCAGAUCUGAAAUGCCAUCAGCGUUUGCACAGUGAAGAAAAGACCACGUAAAUGCUUGAAUUCU